Molecule: messenger RNA, 633 nt
Organism: Merops nubicus (carmine bee-eater)
Lineage: Eukaryota; Metazoa; Chordata; Aves; Coraciiformes; Meropidae
Product: olfactory receptor 1020-like
Exons: 5
Coding region: 1-633 (210 amino acids)
Biological process (GO): G protein-coupled receptor signaling pathway
Cellular component (GO): membrane
Molecular function (GO): olfactory receptor activity
Source: RefSeq, a predicted model, not a curated record
AUGGAUUCUGGUGAAUUAAAAUUCUUAAAUCUGGAAUCCUUCAUUCCACCCAUUGACAAGACUGAAAGAAUAAAAAUUAUGACAAAGCAGGAGUGGAAAAACAAAUCAGCUGUUACAGAGUUCAUCCUCCUGGGAUUUGGAAAUGGCCCUGAACUGGAUUAUUUUCUCUUCCUAAUGUUUCUGUCAAUCUACAUUCUGACCAUAUCUGGAAACAUCUUCAUCCUUGUGCUGAUGGUGUUUAGUCGGCACCUUCAUACCCCUAUGUACUUCUUUCUGGGCAACUUGGCCUCAGGUGUGUGCUCACUGCCUCCAUUUCUGUUGACCUUCUCAUCCUAUCUCUACAUCAUUAUCACACUCAUGAAAAUUCCUUCUGCUGUUAGAAGGAAAAAGGCCUUUUCCACUUGCUCCUCACAUCUUAUAGUGGUGAUUCUUUUUUACUGGUCAAUAUUAACUGUUUACGUACUUCCUCAUCGUGAUAUCAAAAUGUCUCCAAACAAAGUCUUCUCUGUUUUUUAUACCAUUCUCACUCCCUUGGUCAAUCCUCUCAUCUACAGUCUGCGAAACAAAGAGUUGUUAACUUUCAUUAAAUUGUUCAGUUUACUACAAUACCAAGGGAUAUGUUCUGUCUUCUGA